This is a messenger RNA of Thermothelomyces thermophilus ATCC 42464, 1049 nucleotides long. RefSeq lists its product as uncharacterized. The transcript has a single exon. Lineage: Eukaryota; Fungi; Ascomycota; Sordariomycetes; Sordariales; Chaetomiaceae. The record is from RefSeq and is a predicted model, not a curated record. Bases 550 to 933 code for a protein of 127 amino acids.
CGUACCUGGUAGCGGUCAACUCGCGUCGGUCCGCGAAUGCAUCGAUAGGAAACCCUUGCUCACCUGAAUGCUAAUUCCUUUUCUCACCAUAUCAUCAUCCCCCGUUUAUUCACAUUUCUUGGGCUCUCGACACUCAUGGACUUGGAGCUGGUGCGCCGUCCGGAACUCGGCCAAGCAUGUUAGACACAGCUACCUGUCGAGCUGCAGCAUCAUGUUCUUGAAUACGUCGCCGAGGAUCCCACAAACGGCUGGGGCAGGAACAUCAACCGAGGCGGCGCAAAGAGACGUCUGACUAGCUACACCCUCGUCUGUUCGGGCUGGCGUGCCUUCUUCCAGCCCAGGCUUUUUCGCAAACUGACCAUCACCCAGCACGACUUCAACGAGCUGCGCAAACUCGGACGCGAUGCGGCACGGUGGAUCGAGUACAUCUGGCUUCGCAUCGAGCUCGACCGCUACGACUGCGAACAUUGCUGCCAGCCGGAGAGCAACUUCACACAUGGGAAGAACACGGAUGACACUGAGCGAGCCAUCUCGGAAUUCUUCAGAAUCAUGGUCCUUUGGUCCAUCAGCUACUCUGGUGACGGCUUCACGCUCGAGAUCAGCAUCCAUUCGCCAAGCGACCGUGAGCACGCCUUUAGCAGCUUCGACUUUGACGCGGUGCUCGACUCCGGAACGCUGCCCAACUCUGAGCCUUCCGGGAGCGGCCCGCCACGGCCUGCUUAUGAUCGAGACCAUAACCCUAGGUGGGCAAGGAAGGUCGGAGCCAUCCGCAGACUGUUCGGGCGCGGUGCCAUGCCCGUCGAGUUCAGCUGCAUGCUUCCCCCAGUCGAGAUCAUCAACCGUCUCGUGGUGCGACGGCAGACGCGUCGCCGGAUGACCCCGACAGGAUACGCACGUACGCCCGAACCCAACCUGUUUUUGAUGGGGUUUUGAUGGGGUCUUUUACGGCUACCUAUGGCUACGGGGACAACCCUUUCGCUCCCGAAUUUAGGAAUGGGCCGCUGACGUACCGUCCGGCAGACAUUUUCAGUGCGCUCACCUGCCUCAAG